AUGAGUCUGUCUGGUACCUCGCCGGCAUUGUCUCGCAAGCGGAAAUCCUUCGGCCUGCCGAACCGGAUUAUUCGCAAUUUCCAGAAGGAUUGUCGAAGCUUGCAUAUGGCCGGUAGCUUUCAUCGUCAGUCGUCAGUAGUUGGCGAGGGCGGAAAAAGUCACGAGAUUCUCGUCGGGUGUCCGCUCGACGCUGCUGCUUUGCUUUGCAUCGCACACUCGAGACUAGGAGCAAUUUUGGGGAUGGGCGAACGAAGCGGCGGGGUGUGCGACGUGGACAAGGACGCGAUGAAACAGCGUCGAGAGGGCGGGAGGCAGGUCGUUGUGAGACGGGCAAGACGGUUGUGUUGCACGACGAUGCAGGCUGCUGUUGUUGUCGGCGGUCGCUGCGGGGCGCGGUUCCCAGACCGGCGGACGGUGGACUGCUCCCUCCCUCUGUGCAGAUCAUGGGCGUGUCUCACUUUCGAACGGGGCAGUUGA
Zasmidium cellare ATCC 36951 is the source of this 477-nucleotide messenger RNA. RefSeq lists its product as uncharacterized. The record is from RefSeq and is a predicted model, not a curated record. NCBI's taxonomy places the organism in Eukaryota, Fungi, Ascomycota, Dothideomycetes, Mycosphaerellales, Mycosphaerellaceae. The transcript has a single exon. The coding region runs from base 1 to 477 and encodes 158 amino acids.